Caenorhabditis angaria is the source of this 324-nucleotide messenger RNA. Lineage: Eukaryota; Metazoa; Nematoda; Chromadorea; Rhabditida; Rhabditidae. The record is from the annotation of a GenBank genome assembly.
AUGUGGGAUGCUCCUUCAGCCGAGGUUUGUAACUUAAUGCAACUUUUGAUGAUGAAAAAUAAGGUCCCUUUUAGAUAACACUACUUCGACAAGGUUGCGAGAUUCUCAUGGAAAAUUACGAAGAUAUUGUUGAAGAGUGGUUUAUUUCGAAAACAAGUGUUGAUUAUCUCACGGUAAUAAUUUUAUUGGAGAAUAACAAAAACAAUCAACAGAUCUCACGAUAAUUUGUAUUUUUUUUUACAGAAGUUGUUAUGUUUGGAAAAUGCGUUGAAAAGCGAUGAGAAGAGUUGUAUUGUACAGAAGAAGGAGAAUUUGGAAUUAUGA